Molecule: messenger RNA, 5576 nt
Organism: Grammomys surdaster
Lineage: Eukaryota; Metazoa; Chordata; Mammalia; Rodentia; Muridae
Gene: Trim44
Product: tripartite motif containing 44
Exons: 5
Coding region: 197-1228 (343 amino acids)
Molecular function (GO): zinc ion binding
Source: RefSeq, a predicted model, not a curated record
AGAGACCGAGUGGGCGCCAGGCCCAGCGCUGACGGCUGGCCGGGCCCUCAGGCCUCAGCAGCUGCAGACUUGCGGUGCAGCCCAGCGGAGCGGGCGGCCGGCCAGUCCCCGGGGAGGCGGGCCUGCGUGAGGAGGCCCCGCGGUGAAGGCGGAGAGCGCGCAAGCCGCUAGGCCUCGGCCUCGUCCCUGCAGCCACAUGGCCUCCGGAGUGGGCGCGGCCUGCGAGGAGCUGCCUCCCGACGGCACGUGUGACGAGUGCGAACCCGACGAGGCGCCCGGGGCGGAGGAGGUGUGCCGCGACUGCGGCUUCUGUUACUGCCGCCGCCACGCUGAAGCCCAUCGCCAGAAGUUCCUCAGCCACCGCCUGGCCGCGUACGUCCAUGGCGCCCAGGCCUGGACUCCGCCAGCCAGCGGUGACGACGCGCUCCCCGAAGACGUCGAGGCCAAAGGGGAGGCCGAGGGCGAGGUAGAGAGCGAGGUGGGGGAAGAAGAGAGCGAGUCGGAGGUAGACAGUGAGUCUGAAGAAGAGAGCGAGACAGAGGAAGACAGUGAGGAUGAGAGUGAUGAGAGCGAAGAAGACAGCGAAGAAGAGAUGGAAGAUGAGCAGGAAAGUGAGGCAGAGGAAGACAACCAAGAAGGAGAAUCUGAGGCAGAAGGAGAAACUGAGGCAGAAAGCGAAUUUGACCCCGAAAUAGAGAUGGAAGCGGAGAGAGUGGCCAAGAGGAAGUGUCCAGACCAUGGGCUGGAUUUGAGCACCUAUUGCCAGGAAGAUAGGCAGCUCAUCUGUGUCCUGUGUCCAGUCAUUGGGGCUCACCGGGGCCACCAGCUGUCUACGCUAGAUGAAGCCUUCGAAGAACUGAGAAGCAAAGAUUCUGGUGGACUGAAGGCGGCUAUGAUAGAGUUGGUGGAGAGGUUAAAGUUCAAGAGCUCAGAUCCUAAAGUAACUCGAGACCAGAUGAAGGUAUUUAUACAGCAAGAAUUUAAGAAAGUUCAGAAAGUGAUUGCUGAUGAGGAGCAGAAGGCCCUUCAUUUAGUGGACAUCCAAGAAGCAAUGGCCACGGCUCAUGUGACUGAGAUAUUGGCGGACAUCCAAUCUCACAUGGAUAGGUUGAUGACUCAGAUGGCCCAGGCCAAGGAACAACUUGAUACCUCUAAUGAAUCAGCUGAGCCAAAGGCGGAGGGUGACGAGGAAGGACCCAGUGGUGCCAGUGAAGAAGAGGACACAUGAAGACUUACCAUUCCCUGCAGAAAAUACCCCUUCCCCGUGUGUAUGUGACAGCGUGUAUGUAAUGGCUUCUGAUAUCUGUGAAAGCUGCCCGGCAACAAACUUCUUCCACUGGAUAUGUCCCCAGAACCACAGCAGGCACACAUGUUUCCAAGGGACCAGGGGUUGUAUGCAUACUGACUGUGUGCUUCUUGUUCUCUUGUGGUAGGUCAUGGGAAGAGCCCCUUUGAUCAACUUGGAGGGCUCUUCAGACAACCCCCCAAUGGCUGCUUUGAACUUACUCAGGAAAGCCAGCCCCUGGAAUAUUGUCAACAGUAUCACUUCCUUAGGAAGGUUCUAGAACAUCUCAAAAGGAAAUCAGUUUUCCUUACCUGCAAACAGAAAACCCACUUUGUUUGUACUGAAGCUUAAAGCAAAUGUGGCCAAUGGGGCCAAACUGACUCAGUAGGCAGUCUAUCAUAGUUCAGUUCUGCCUCUGUGAGAAGUGUUAGGGCAGCUAGGGUUAAAAUAGGGUUGGAGAAGAGUCCAGAGCUAGAAAGGAGAUAUUUUUAGUAUGUGAAGUUAUCGAGGACUUAAAAUUCAUAAUUCAGUGCUGUGGAAAUGGAAAAAAUGAUUGAAUAGGUGGAAAGGAAAUGACCUUAAGGACCGGGGUGAGGUAAAGAAAUCUGAUUAAAAGUUGAAAUCAGUGUUUCAGAAUUCAGAUUGCCCAAAUUUUCCAAAAUGGUCACUAAAGCAUCUGAUAAUAACCUGAAUUCUUGAGCCAGCUGCGUGGAUUAACGGGCCUGUCACAAUAUAAAAGGCUGCCAUGUAUAUUGGCAGGUGGAGAUUGUCACUGUAAAACUUAGCAGUACCACUCCAAGGUUAGUCUAUGGUGGUCGGUGCACUGUGAGGGGAGUCCUUGCCACUCCCUGGCUGCUAGCAAACAUUCCCUCUAUUUACUAUAAUUGGGAUCCUCCCUUCCCCUGCAGCAGGCCUUCAGUUCACCUCACACACCCCAGUUUUCUCUUUUAUGUAGCAUGUCCAGGCAUGCCCCAGAGCUGGAUUUCCUAGCCUUCUCACACUCCCAGAUCACAGUCUCUUACAACCAUACUUUUCAGAGUCAAGGAAGUAGUAGUGUGCUGGGAGAUACCCAACUGCAAGCUCACAGCACCAUAUCUUCUUGAGAAAUCAGUUUUUCUUUCUAAAUGAUUUGAAGUCAGGGGAUAACUGUAUUUUUUAAUAGAACAAACACUUAGGUUAUAGACGAGAAUAUUCAUACACUAGACUACUAAGAUAAAAUAGGAGACUUGGAAGAACACUCUUACUUGUAAGUGGACAGUGAUUCCCUCUUCUCUGAUUGUGUGGUAUUUUCAUGUUCACUUUGAGAUUCUUUCUGAGCCUUGGAGUUGCUGUUGACCAAGGUCUAGACUUCCAGAUCCAAGGAGUCCACCUUGGAGUAAAUCUCCCUUUUCCUGUCAGCCAGCUUGCCUGUGUACUUAUCACAAAGGUUUAGGGGCAGCUAACAUGUGUAUGUACAGGAUAAGGCAGAAACAACAUAUGCUUAUUGUAGGAGUCCUAUUUAUGUCAUUAUUCAACCCUGUGCAUGCUAGAAAAUGAUUUAUCCUUCUGAGGCUAGGAAACUGCCAAGCGUCUAUGCUCUAGGCUAGGAUUACCCUAGCUCUCUACACAGACAAGGAUAUUGUGUCAGAGAGGAGCAUAAGAUCAAAAGAUAUAUAUACUUUUCCCCAAACUGAUGGCUAGGAGAUGGCUUAGACAUUUUUGGUGCUUUACCAUCUGUCUGCAAAGACUGGAGAAUUUAAUCUGUCUUGAGUUAACAACCUCUAAUGAUAUCCUAUUCUAACAAUUUUAAAAGAUAGACCACUCUGGAAAGAGUGUAGAAUAUCAGAAGAUUGAAAAGACUUGACAAUUUGGAAGCUUUGUAUUGUCUUUCCCCAGUAAUCAUUGAUCUUUACGUGUUGACCCUAUAUUAGCAAUGAACAGAUCAUUGCCUCUCCACCUAAUCAUGCCGGUACUUUAAAUUUGUGUUUGGGGAAUCUAAGCAUUUAUGCAGUGGUUAUAAACAGAAGAAGAUUGGCCAACCUGUCUCUAUAAAUUAUCGUCUCUCUGGACUCCUCAAGGAAAGCAUUCCUCCUUUACUUAGAGAGGGUUUCAUGUUCACUUUAUGGGCUCCUGAUGUCUUCAGCACCUGAUAAAACUUUAACCAGGAAAGCAUUAAACACAGCACAGCAGCCCCUGCCCAGAUCCUUAAGUUCCUAAUAGCAGCAUUUAUCAAUGUAAGAAUUAGGAUGCUUUCUGUACUGGUAUCAGCUUCAUCCUCAGAGCUAUAACCUCUUGCUUGGCCUUGUGCCCCAGGGUGAACGAAGCUUCUUGUUUUUCCGUGUCAGUGUGAGUUAAGAGUGUCAGAGUUGUAUGUGUCCUGAUGAACUGUGGACAGCAGGGUUUACCCAAAUCAUCAAAUGAUACAGGUAAUGAAUGUCUCUAAAAUAAGUUGGGUCCUCCGACCAAGCCCUGGAUACCUUCUGACUGUUACGUUUCUGAGUGCUGAGAGUAAUUUGUUCAUUGGUUUGAUACCGCUAUAUCUGGGGCAGUUUUAAGAAGUCCUUGACUUCUCAGCUCUGGCAGUCAGUAGAAGGAAGUAACCUUAGGACAGGCUAUGAGCCUCUGUAGAUGUGCAGAGAACAAGUCACUUGUCUGUAGUUGCUAGCAAAACCAGUUUCCCACUGCAGUGGGAACCCUCUGUCCCACACCAGCUCACCUACAGAUUGAGAGAGAAGGGGGCUUUCAGUUCCCCCAGUAUUUUCGGUUCUCCCAGUUCCCCAUUCAUACUAUGAAUUCUUUUUCAAAGCAUCAAGAUAGCCUUAGUCCUCUGCUCUAGUAGAUGUUGUAGUAUUCAUUGUUAACUUAAGCUUUCUUCCAGGAGCUGGGAAGGCCUUUCUUUUUGGUAAAUCCCCACAAAGGAAAAUAAAGGCCUUCAAGAGUGUAAAGUUUUUAGAGAGAGUUGGAGGUGAUGGUAGUCUAACUUUAUUUAAAUACCUCCUGCUUCAGUGCUAUAGAAAAGCAAAUCUUCAUGUUUUAGGAAACCUAGCUACCAUGUCUGUACUCUGUGAGAAGGUGCCAAUUUAAAUCACUAACUUUGGACUUCCUUCCUGGAGUGUGUGUAUGUGUGUGUGUGCGUGUGCGCGCACGCACGUGCGUGCAUGUGUGUGUAAAUGAGAGAAAGAUUUGCACACACCCACAUAUACUAUACCACUUAAUAAUUUAAGAGUUAACUGAAGCUCAAAGCAGCCCCUGGUGAUCUUAUAUACGACCACAAAGAUUUCUUCUAGGUCCAUGUAAGUAUAAAGUAUAAACAGAUAACUGGAGUGUGGCUGCUGGCUUUCCAGAAUAAUCCCCCUGUGGUAGGUGUCAACUCUUACAGCACUAAGCCAAGGUGACACCCCAGCCCUCUUCCAUGUUAUUAAACAUGGAAAAUGCAGAUGCCUUGUCAUCUGGGAUGGAGUGUAGAGCUGGAGAAUCUAUGACCUUGUAGUAGUCAGUGGUCUAAGAGGUCCUCUCUCCCCACAGAGAAAAUGUCCUGCUGAUUCCUGAUACUCUACUCUUAUGAAGUAGCUGUUCAGUACACACUUCUCAGUAAACUGGUUGCAUGUUUACUAUGUGCUAAGCACAUCUAGAUUUUUUGUUUGUUUAAAGGCAAAAGUCCCAUUAUAAAUCAAGUCCAGCCCUGCCCUAAGAGAAAAGGCCCACAGAGAGAUUGCACAUUUCACUGAGGCUGCCUUCACCCAUCAGUGUUUCUGAGGCCCACCGUCCUAUGGAAUUCCGAGCGAGAGCAUGGGAACCAGGUAUUCCCCAGCUCAUACAAGAGAUCAUCUGGAUCCCUUGGUUUCCCAUUAUUAUUUGAGGCUGAGCAGAAACAUUAGAACAAGGACCAGAGCAGGAAAGUGAAAUAAAUGAAGACACUUGGAGUGUACUGUUGGGAAAAUAGCCAGUGUCCAUUCUGGGCUUGAUGUGGCUUUAAGGGGACCAAUCAUUUAUACUUUAUGGAAGUUAAACCUGACCAGUCUUUACAGUGACAGGCCACAGAGCGUGAGUGGGUAGAACCAACAAAUCCAUUGUCUUCUGCCUGUUUUCGUGAGCACAGUCACAUCCCUCCUUAGUCUUCUUCCCCUUCCACCCUUUACACUAAACAAGGGAACACUCAAUCUUUCAAGGGAAUUACAUAUCUGAGUUGAUGUUUCAGUAUAUCAUUUUCAUACUGUAAAUUAUUUUGUAAGAGAGAUUUACUGCUAUCCCAGGAUGUUCGGACUUGGCGCCCCUGUGCAUUUGGAAAUCAAUAAACUAUUACUGGAAAUAC